AUCCUUAUGUGCAUGUAGACAUGCUAUCAUAGUAAGUUUGACUACCAGUACAUUGGUAAAAUAAAAUAUGAGGCUUUCUUGGGUACACCCUCUUAAUCUCUCUUAAAAAGCUAGUUUUGUCUACUAAUGCCUCAGUUUGAAUAUGAAGCAAUCGCUAGGUGACAUGUUGCUGACUGGCAGAUGAAUGCGUGUAGGGCUCCACCUUCGUCCGUGUUUAUUUGUCGUCUUCGCAUUUUGGGUCAAAUUUUGACUUUAUAUUUAGUUAAAAAAUUAUAAGUUAUAUACCAAGAAACUAGCACCAUUAAAAACCUCUUUUGAAUACAAAUCUAAUAAUAUACUUUUGUGACAUACAACUUAUGUUUUGCAAGUUAAAUCUAUGGUCAAAAUCUGAGACAAAAUAUGAGGAGGAAUUAAACCUGGACGGCGGAAGUAAUUUUGUAUAAGACUCCCAAGUGUUGAUACUUACCCCCUCUGUCCGAAAGUAAGUGACUCAACUUUCUACUAGAUUUGUACUAAAAUUAGUACAAAGUUGAGUCACUUAUUUUGGGACGGAGGGAGUACAACAUAGAGACAAUAGUUGCUAUAAACAGGAUGUAGGUUCAUUGUGAUAGAAAAUGAGUUCAAUUGGUACGUGAGCAAGACGAGUGCGGGUAAAACUCAUGUUUUUGCAUCACACAAUGCAACACACUCACAACUUAUAUUCAUGUGUGUUUCAUCCCUAACAAGUUUUCUUUAUGGGUAAAUUAUGUGUUUUUAGGUUUCUUACACUAAUUUCAUGCAAUUGUUCAUAUAUACAAGUCGCUGACCAUAUCAAAUCCUGAUGUGUGAGUAGAUAUAUUAUUAUAAUAACUUUCAACCACAACAUUGGUAAAAUAAAAUAUGAUGCUUCGUUCGAUUCACCCUCUUAAUUUCUCUUGAAAAUGAUAGUUCUGUCUAAUACUUCCUUUCUUAAACCACAAAGAAAUCUCUAGGCGCCACAUGCUGAUGACUGGCAGAUCGAUGCGUUUAGGAGUCAACCUUCAUUCGGGUUUGUUUGCCGUUUCCACAUUUUGGGUCAAAAGUUGAAUGCAGAUUUAAUUAAAAAAUAUAAAUGAGAUGCCACAACACUAGUACCACUAAAAUUCUCUUUCGAAUACAAAUAUAAUAAUAUUAUUUUUGUGACAUACAACUUAUGUUUUGCUACUUAAAUCUACUGUCAAAACUUGAGACAAUUUACGAAGAGGAAAUAAACCUAGAUGGAAGAAAUAAUAUCGUAUGGGACUCUCAAGUGUUGAUGCGCACAACAAGCAUGACCGGUUGCUAUCAACAUGGGAUAGGUUCAAUCUUACACGACAUGAGUUCAACUAGUAGGUGACAACGUAUGCGAGCAAAAUACAUGUUUUUCAUCACACAAUGCAACACACUCAUAACAUAUAUUCUUGUGUGUAUUUUCUCCUUGCUAAGUUUUCUUUAUGGGUAUCUUUUGUAUUUUAUGGUUCUUGCACUAAUUUGGUGUAAUUGUUCAUAUAUAAAACUUGUUGUCUACAUCAAAUCCUGAUGUGUGUGUAGACAUGCUAUCAUAAUAAAUUUGACAACCAUUAGAUUUGUAAGUAAAAUAUGAGGCUUGCUUCGGUACACCCUCUUAAUUUGUCUUGAAAAUGCUAGUUUUGUCUAAUACUUCCUCAGUUACACUACAAAGAAAUCCCUAGGCCCCAAGUGUUGAUCACUGGCAGAUCGAUGCUUUUAGUGUUCAUCAUCCGUUCGGGUUUAUUUGUCGUCUCCGCAUUUGGGGUCAAAUUUUGAAUUUAGAUUUCACUAGAAAAUAUAAGUUAUAUACCACAAAAGUAGUACCAUUAAAACCCCUUUUGAAUACAAAUCUAAUAAUAUAAUUUAUGUGACAUACAACUUAUGUUUUGCUAAAUCUGUAGUCAAAAUUUGAGAAAAAAUAUGAGGAGGAAAUAAACCAAGAUGGGGGAAAUAGUUCCGUAUGAGACUCUCAAGUGUUGAUACUCACAAGACAGACAUGACUGGUUGCUAUCAACAUGGGCCAGGCUCAUUGUGAUAGGACAUGAGCUCAGUUAGUAGGUGACAUGACGUGUCCGGGCAAAGCACAUGUUUUUCAUCACACAAUGCAACACACUCAUAACCUAUAUUCUUGUGUGUAUUUUUUUCCCUGACAUGUUUUCCUUAUGGAUGUCUUUUGUGGUUUUUAGGGUUCUUACACUAAUUUGGUAUAAUUGUUCAUAUAUACACAUCAUUGUCCAUAUCAAAUCCUGAUGUGCUUGUAGACAUAUUAUCAUAAUAACUUUGACUACCAUUACAUUUGUAAAAUAAAAACACGAGGCUUCCUUUGGUACACCCUCUUAAUUUCUCUUGAAAAUGCUAGUUUUUUCUAAUACUUUCUCAGUUAGACUACAAAGAAAUCCCUAGGCGCGACAUGCUGAUGACUGGCAGAUUAAUGCGUUUAGGGCUUAAUCUCCGUCCGGUUUUAUUUUCUGUCUUUGCAUUUUGGGUCAUAUUUUGACUUUAGAUUUAAUUACAAAAACAUGUGUUAUGCACCACAAAACUAGUACCAUUUAAACCUCUUUCGAAUACAAAUCUAAUAAUAUAAUUUUCGUGACAUAAAAUUUAUGUUUUGCUAGUUAAAUCUAUGGUCAAAAUAUGAGGAUAAAAUACGAGGAGGAAAUAAACCUGGAUGGAGGAAGUAAUUUCGUAUGAGACUCUCAGUCCUGACACGGACACCAAAGACACGUGUGAUUGUUAUCAAGAUGGGCUAGGUUCAUUGUGACAGGCCAUCUGUUAAAUUAGCAGCUGACAAUAUGUGUCAGGGCAAAGCACAUGUUUUUGCAUCACACAAUGCAACACACGCAUAAUCUAUAUCCAUGUGUGUAUUUUCUCCCUAAUAAUUUUUUAUUAUGGGAAUCUUUUGUGUUUUCUAGGGUUCUUACAAUAAUUAGGUGUAGUUGUUUAUUAUCAUAUAUACAAGUCGCUGUCCAUAUCAAAUCUUUGUGUGUGUACACAUGCUAUCAUAAUUACUUUGAUUACCAUGACGUUGGUAAAACAAAAUACAAGGCUUCCUUCGACACAGCCUCUUAAUUUCUUUUCAAAAUGUUAGUUUUGUCUAGUACUCCCUCGGUUAGACUACAAAACGAAUCCCAGUUUAGUUAGGCGCCACACUUUGAUGACCAGCAGAUCGAAGCGCGUAGGGCUCAACCUCCCUCUGGGUUUAUUAGUCGUCUUCGCAUAUUGGGUCAAAUUUUGACUUUAAUUUUAAUUAAAAAAUAUUAUAAGUUAUAUACCACAAAACUAGUACCAUUAUAAUCCUGUUUUGAAUACAAAUAUAAUUAUAUUUUUUAUAUCAUGCAACUUAUGUUUUCUAGUUAAAUCUAUGGUUAAAAUUUGAGAAAAAUAUGAGAAGAAAAUAAACCUGAUUGGAAAAAGUAAUUUGGUAUGAGACUCUCGGUCCUGAGAUGGACAACACAGACACAACUGAUUGCUAUUGGCACGGGUAAGGUUCAUUGUGACAGGACAUGAGUUCAAUUAGUAGGUGACAAUCAUUUUCGCAAAAAAAAAGAUUAGUAGGUGAUAAUAUGCGUGUCCGGUACUCAUUUGUGGCACUGACUUGGACCAGACACAAACGUCCACGAUGAUAGAAAAUUCACCUCACGCUGUCCUUUGCUACCGUACUACUAAAUUGACACUCUCUCAGUUCUCUCCACAUAAAUUUUAAAGCACAAAACUCGAUAGGGACGCCGCAUCGCAUCGCAUCUCAUUCCAGAAGAACAAAAUGAAAUAAAAUGAGCUCUCCUGGGACCCAAGCAUGCAAUAGCAAGAGAAGCUAAUUUGUAUGCAUCCGGAUUUCCCCAAGGAAAAACACGGCAGAGUAUGCAUGCAAGGAAUCGAAAAAAGACCACUGAAAAUGAGGUGCAUGCGAUCGAUUCCUUAAUAUUGCACAUACUCUCACUGAUGUUUUUGGCGCAAUAUAUACGUAUAUAUUAAGGCCUCCUUUGAUUCAUAUAAUAUAAAUUUUGUAGAAAUAGGAAAAUUAUAGAAAGUGAGAAAUAUGUACUCUUACAUGGAAAUAUAUGUCAUUUGAUGCAUAUGAUAGAAAAUAAUUUCAUCGAGUCUAAGCUAAUUUUUUUCUUUAAAAUAUGAAGGAAUGGGUCCUAUAAUAAAUAUAGAAAUUAAAUAAGAAUUCAUCCCUAUAAAUCAGAGGACUCCAAAGAAAUUAUUCUUACAAAAUUAAUCAUUUUAACACAGUACAAUGAAAUAUGCUCACAUAUAGGCACACAUGUGAACGAACGCCCACACCCUACACUGCAAGCUUCUUCAAAAUUAAUCAACGAAGUCAUCACAGGCGCCUCGUAUGGUUGACGGGAACGUAUAUUUCCACUAAACUAACAUCGCUGAAGAGACAAUGCGUGCAUCAGAGCCAAGCCUAAGAUUUGAACACUGAUGGACUGUUCCAGCACAAGAAACCUAACCAUCUGAGCUACUUUCAAUUUGCUCCUACAUAAUUCUUAUCCUUUUGAAUCCCAUACAAAAUUCUUAUCCCUUUGAAUCCUCUACAAAAUUCCUUAAAGCAAAAGGAGGCCUAAUGCAAUGCAGGUAAUCUUGUGAUUCCGCUGGAUCGGGACGCACCCAACUUCCGAACGGUCAUGGCGCUGGUCGACGGUAGAACCGAGCUGAAGCCGAGCCCUCCAGCGGCGGCCAGCGACAUGUGGCAGCUGUGGGCAAAGAACGGCGAGUGCACUCAGGGGGUUACCUUUGAGGUCACCGUCAUGGCGGCCAAGAUCGCCUAUGAGAACGCCGCAUACAUCGAGAACGUGGUCGCGAAUGUGUGGGGGUUCAAUUUCGUGGGGUACUACAGCUGCUGGAACAAGUUCCUGGAGGUGAGCGCGACCCAGGCGUUCGUGAUGACCGACCGCGGCAAGGACGCGGGCAUGGUCAUGGUGGCUUUCCGUGGCACGCAGGUGUUCAGCACGCAGGACUGGUCGACGGACGUGAACCUGUCGUGGUUGCGCCUAGGCGGCAUGGGCCACGUCCACGCCGGCUUCCUCAAGGCGCUCGGCCUCCAGGAGGAGGACGGCGAGGACGCCGCGCGCGCCUUCCCCAGGGACGCCCCCGCCGUCGUCCCCGCGGGGAAGGUCGUCGCCUACUACGAGCUCCGGAGGGUGCUUCGCGAGCUGCUUGCGGAGCACCCGAGGGCCCGCGUCGUCGUCACGGGCCACAGCCUCGGGGGCGCGCUUGCCGUCCUCUUCCCGGCCGUGCUGGCGCUGCACGGGGAGGGGGACAUCCUCGGCAGGCUCGGGGCCGUGCACACCUACGGGCAGCCGCGCGUCGGGGACGAGGCGUUCGUCGACUUCUUCCAAGCCAAGGUGGCGGCGUCCUACUGGCGCGUGGUGUACAGGUACGACGUUGUGCCGCGGGUGCCGUUCGACGCGCCGCCGGUGGCAGGAUUCAGCCACGGUGGGACGUGUGUGUACUACGACGGGUGGUACGACGGGCGGGUGCUCGGCGGGGAGGAGGUGCCGAACCCGAAUUACAUCGGCCUGCGGCACGCGCCAUCCAUGUAUCGCAACGCGCUGGGCGACCUGCUGAAAGCCAUGUUCCUAUGGGUCAAGGCCGGGGGUGAGUACCAUGAGGGCGCCGUGUCCCUGCUCUACCGCGGCGCCAUCGGCAUGCUCGUCCCCGGCGUUGCGUCACACAGCCCACGCGACUACGUCAACGCCAUCCGCCUCGGCCGCAUUGGCACCGCCGCCGGUUAAGAGUGCAUAUUUCUGUGCAACUGGCGCAUGUAUCAGCAGCAUAUUGAUUAUCCAAUUUAAGAUUGGUGCUCUGAAGGCGUUGCUUUGCUAGUUUAUCAUAUUAAGGUACAAUAGAUUAUCCAAUAUGUUUGCUCCGUUGCACUAAGCAAUAUGGUUAAUAUGGUUGAUCA
Messenger RNA from Triticum aestivum (bread wheat), 5917 nucleotides. Its product is annotated as triacylglycerol lipase OBL1-like. NCBI's taxonomy places the organism in Eukaryota, Viridiplantae, Streptophyta, Magnoliopsida, Poales, Poaceae. The transcript is spliced from 3 exons. Bases 4638 to 5747 code for a protein of 369 amino acids. Gene Ontology annotation, biological process: lipid metabolic process. The record is from RefSeq and is a predicted model, not a curated record. Gene Ontology annotation, molecular function: triacylglycerol lipase activity.